AUGGCGCUUAGCAUUAGACAGCUCAAUGGAGAUGCAUCGUUUUUGCUUACGUUCGAACCGGUUGAGUCUGGCCCCCCCGAUGGUGCAAGUAUGCCCGAACUGUUCCGAAUUCUCCUCGAUCCGUGGCUUGUAGGACCGUCAAAUAUCUUCCACUCCAAAUUUUCUUCGACGACGCACGUUCAGGGAGCAUGUGUCUCAACGUUGCGAGACCUACCUGAGCCUGAUUUAGUCAUUGUCAGUAACGGUCGCAGCGACCAUUGCAAUGAGGCUACUCUUCGGCAACUGGCUCCUCGCGGUACGAAGACGAUUAUAUUAGCGGAGCCUACGGCUGCGAAACAGAUCCGAAGCUGGAAGUAUUUCGAUGACAGGAAAAUUCUGACCCUUCAGCGAUGGCAGGACCCUCGACAAACCGGUCGAGACACCGUCAUCCGAAUACCAAUACGCUCUGGUACCGCUGGAGGACACAAAGGGCUUGUGACAGUUUCCUUCAUCUCCCGAGGGAGAAGUACGAAAGGGAUUGAUUCGGCAAUAGGAAUAACGUACAGGCCAGCGCCUUUAGGGUUAUCAAUCUCUCAACCGCCGGCGACCACAGCUUCCACUCCUCUCUCAACUCCUUCGCUGGAUUUUGCCUCACGCACAACGAGCCCAAGUGAGCUAUACACUCCUGAAGCUAUCGAAACGCCUACUUUACCGCCUCUCCCAGCUUUGCCAACCCUUACACCUACCGAAAGCCCGGCUGCUCACUCGUCGAAGGCAGGUCGAUCUCUGACCACUCUUUCCCACCCCCAGAACAGGAGUGUGUCUGGGGUAUCCGUGAUAUUUUCCCCCCACGGCAUUUCCUACAGCGCCAUCGAGGGAUACGCAACGUCACACCUUGUCUCUGAAGCUGCGCUGCCACUCACAGCUCUUCUACACUGCUUCGACGCAGUCUCUCAACCCUGGUGGCUCGGCGGCAACGUCACGAGUGGCUUUCAUCACGGCCAGGAGAUCAUCGCUAAGCUUGGUGCAAGAGCCUGGAUCAGCACAUAUGACGGAGACAAAUUCCUUAGAGGUCUAGCCAGGCGAUUGACUCGGAGGAAGAAGUACAAGACACAUGAGGUGCGCAACUCUGUCCACGGUGCGACGGUUGGCUUCCACAACACCCGCAAACCGAGUUCCAGACGCUGCGGAAAGAUGGACAGGCCGACGGAAAUAAUGGCCUUGAAUAUUGGCGAGGAAAUCGCUCUGACAAGCGACGGGGUGUGGGCCACUGAAGCAGCGUCUUCCAUGGGAUCAGGCUACCUGAAUCGUCGUCUGAGUAUUCCCCAUUUGCUUUAUGCGAAUGCCUCAGGGGAAAGUAUAAGCUCGCCGUUUAGGGUGAGUAAACUCUGGCCGAGUAUGUUUCUGGCUUGA
This is a messenger RNA of Metarhizium brunneum ARSEF 3297, 1392 nucleotides long. RefSeq lists its product as uncharacterized. The record is from RefSeq and is a predicted model, not a curated record. Lineage: Eukaryota; Fungi; Ascomycota; Sordariomycetes; Hypocreales; Clavicipitaceae.